This is a messenger RNA of Poecilia latipinna (sailfin molly), 3709 nucleotides long. It is a transcript of the gene iqsec1b, whose product is annotated as IQ motif and Sec7 domain ArfGEF 1b. The coding region runs from base 148 to 3555 and encodes 1135 amino acids. Lineage: Eukaryota; Metazoa; Chordata; Actinopteri; Cyprinodontiformes; Poeciliidae. Gene Ontology annotation, biological process: regulation of ARF protein signal transduction; actin cytoskeleton organization. The transcript has 14 exons. The record is from RefSeq and is a predicted model, not a curated record. Gene Ontology annotation, molecular function: guanyl-nucleotide exchange factor activity.
ACCAUCCACCCGCCUCCACGUGGCUCAGACACACAGGAUGGUGCUGAGGAGGGGCCACAUCAUGUGGACGGUCUGACCUGGGAUUCUUUUGUGGCUAUGCUGUAUUUGUAGAAGGAGGAUGGACCUUUUGAAGAUCGGUGUUUCUUGAUGUCAGAGACCAUGUGGAAGUUCAAAGCUUUUUGUUGGGAUUACUGGCAGUUCCUCUGUCUUCAUCCUCUGCAUGCUUUCUAUAAAAGUGUGGAAGGUGACGCCCCUGGCAGUGAUGUGAGCGUAUCUGUGGAUCCCUGCGUCAUCUAUGGUUGCAAGCCAGUGACCCACGGCGGCAGACCUGGCCUGGACUACCUGGACAACCAGCUCUACGGACACAUCUUUCUCCCGAGCCACGUGCGACCCCGCCGACCCAAACUCCAGCACUCCCAGUCCAUCCUCCGCAAGCAUGCAGAGGAAGAGGCCAUCAAGCGCUCCCGCUCAAUGUCAGAGAGCUACGAGCUCUCGUCAGACCUCCAGGACAAACAGGUGGAGAUGCUAGAACGCAAAUAUGGCGGGCGUUUCAUAACCCGGCAUGCCGCACGUACCAUCCAAACAGCCUUCCGCCAGUACCAAAUGAAUAAGAACUUUGAGCGUCUCCGAAGUUCUAUGUCUGAAAACCGUAUGUCCAGACGGAUUGUUCUGUCCAACAUGAGAAUGCAGCUUUCCUUUGAAGGACCUGAAAAAGUCCACAGCUCCUACUUCGAGGGAAAGCAUGUCUCUUUAUCUGACGAAGGCGCCAAAAUCGGUGCACUGGUGCAGUCGGAACACGGCAGGGAGAGAGGUGUACAAAUGAAGAUACCAAGCACACAGAGUGACCUCACAUAUGCCGUCACAGAACUGGAAGAUGCCUUCUCCAGGCAGGUCAAAUCUCUGGCCGAGUCCAUCGAUGACGCCCUGAACUGUCGCAGCCUACACGGGGAAGACAGUACUUUAGAGCAAGGAAGAGGCCACCUGGAUACGGACAGAGAGCUCAGCCACCAGUUGGAAUCCUCCCACAGCGCUUCAGAUCACCGCAAGCUAGAUGAGAUGACUGCAUCUUAUAGUGAUGUGACCCUUUACAUUGAUGAAGAAGAACUAUCACCCCCCUUGCCUCUCUCUCAGUCUGUAGACCGGCCCUCCAGCACAGAGUCAGACCUGCGCCAGCGUUCCCUGAACUCCUCCCAAGACUAUUGGUCGCUUGCUCACAAAGAUGAAAAGGGGGACACGGAUACCAGCUGUCGCAGCACGCCUUCCUUAGAAUGCCAGGAGCAGCGUCUGCGAAUGGACCACCUACCCCUACUGACUAUAGAGCCCCCCAGCGACAGCUCGGUGGAGCUGAGCGACCGGUCUGACCGCAGCUCAUUAAAGAGACAGAGCGCUUAUGACAGGAGCCCCAGCAACCAACAGAGCAGCCCCAAACACAUCGGCCACGGCCUGCCACCUCGGGGACCUUCCCGGGAAGAGGACCCUUCCCGUCACUGUGCCCGGCAGCUGGAAGCCCACCUGGCUAUCAACGGUACACCCAACCGCCAGAGCAAAUCAGAGUCUGAUUUCUCCGAUGGGGACAACGACAGCAUCAACAGCACAUCAAACUCCAACGACACCAUCAACUGCAGCUCCGAGUCUUCAUCCAGAGACAGCCUGAGGGAGCAGACGCUCAGCAAACAGACGUACCACAAGGAGACUCGGAAUAGCUGGGACUCACCAGCGUUCAGCAACGACAUCAUUCGCAAGAGACACUACCGCAUUGGCCUAAAUCUCUUCAACAAGAAGCCAGAAAAGGGGAUCCAGUAUCUGAUUGAACGAAGCUACGUCCCGGACACUCCAGUUGGUGUUGCCCACUUCCUCCUGCAGAGGAAAGGCUUGAGUCGGCAGAUGAUUGGCGAAUUCCUUGGCAACCGACAGAAACAAUUCAACCGAGAUGUUCUUGAUUGUGUUGUGGAUGAAAUGGACUUCUCAGGCCUGGAGCUGGAUGAAGGGCUCCGGAAAUUCCAGGCGCACAUCAGAGUUCAGGGAGAGGCACAGAAGGUCGAGCGGCUGAUCGAGGCGUACAGCCAGCGCUAUUGCAUUUGCAACCCCGGUGUGGUGAGACAGUUCAGGAACCCGGACACCAUCUUCAUCCUUGCUUUCGCCAUCAUCCUCCUCAACACCGACAUGUACAGCCCCAAUGUGAAGCCUGAGAGGAAGAUGAAACUGGAAGACUUUGUUAAAAACCUUCGAGGUGUUGACGACGGGGAGGACAUACCCCGAGAGAUGCUGGUGGGGAUAUACGAGCGGAUUCGAAAGCGAGAGCUCAGGACUAAUGAAGAUCACGUGUCCCAGGUUCAGAAAGUGGAAAAACUGAUUGUUGGGAAAAAACCGAUUGGGUCUUUACACCAAGGUCUUGGCUGUGUGCUGUCGCUACCCCAUCGGAGGCUGGUGUGUUACUGCAGGUUGUUUGAAGUACCUGAUCCCAACAAGCAGCAGAAGCUGGGCCUGCACCAGAGGGAGAUCUUCCUCUUUAAUGACUUGCUAGUGGUUACCAAAAUAUUUCAAAAGAAAAAGAACUCGGUGACAUACAGUUUUCGUCAGUCCUUCUCGCUCUACAGCAUGCAAGUUCUGCUAUUUGAGAAUCAGUAUUAUCCCAACGGCCUGCGCCUGACCUCGGCCAUUCCCGGCGCAGACAUCAAGGUCCUCAUUAAUUUCAAUGCUCCCAAUCCUCAGGACCGCAAGAAGUUUACCGACGAUUUGCGAGAAUCUAUUGCUGAAGUCCAAGAGAUGGAGAAGUAUCGGAUAGAAUCUGAGCUGGAGAAGCAGAAGGGUUUGGUGAGGCCCAGCAUGUCCCAGUGUUCUGGGUUAAAGAAGGAAACUGGGAACGGAAACCUGAGCCGAACCAGCCUGGACGACAGCUACGCCGUCGGUGAGGGCCUGAAGAGGAGCGCGCUCAGCAGCUCCCUACGGGAUCUCUCAGACGCAGGAAAGCGCGGGAGACGCAGCAGUGCAGGAUCACUAGACAGCAAUCUGGAAGGCUCCAUCAUUAGCAGUCCUCACAUCCGGCGGAGAACCCCUUCGGGUCGAGACUGUGCGUCCCGUCACAGCGGACACUCCCUGCCCAGCUCCUCCUCCCUGCUCGGGUCUCUGUUUGGCACCAGGCGGGUGAAGUCGCCUGGCCCCUGCUCUGGACCCCAGAGCCCACACCCCACCCUUGUCUCCCACGCCCCGCACCCGGCUAACCUGCACCACGCGGCCCGAGCAGAGUCGGACUCGUCCGUUCCCGUCCAUCCUCACCCCAUCCCCUUUUGCCAUGUGACCCAGAAUCCCCCGCCUUACCACCACCACCAUCACUACCACCCACCGCCCCAUCUGCAGCACGCGCCACACCAGUGCCACGUGCCUCCAUCUCAUGGCCAGCAGCCGCCCUACCCGCCAUAUCCACAGCACAGCCACGGCAGCCACUCUGCCCACGGCGGCCACCUUCACGGCCCGCCGCCGACGCCAACGCCAACGUCUCAGGUUCCCAGCAGCAGCACCAAGCCCAAACACAGCGGCAUCAGCACAGUGGUGUGAGUGGAUCACGGCGUACCGUACCUUCUAAAGACUUUUACCGGAUGAAAUCGUCACAUUGUGCGUCUCUGGUCUGCAGAUGAAUCCAGACUCCAGCAUAGACUUUGUUUGGCGUCAUGUUUCUGCAAACUUUCCCUCCUUCAUCCCCUGCAUUUCA